AUGUCUACGCAACCUGAAAAGGAUCAGAAAGUUGAAAUAUCGGAGGAUGUGUUUGGACACAAAUUAGAUUAUUGCAUGGCUGAUUCCGCGUUAAAAAUUGCAAGUGGUGCAGCAAUUGGGACAAUCGUAUCGUUGGUUUUUUCGCGAGCGAAGAAAACAUGGCCUAUUUGGCUUGGAACUGGUAUUGGUAUUGGUAUGGGGUGGAGCAACUGUAAGCACGAAAUGCAAAACCAAAGCUGGAAAUGCACCAUUACUAGGGAUUUGGACACUAAAACAAUUAAGCAUGAAUGCAAAGGUUCAUCAACAGGGUCGUUUGGAUCGUUUGGAUACUCUACAUUCUCUGGUGAAACAUCUAGUGAAACGAAGAAAUAAAUGCCUAUGAUAUUGUUGAAACGGGAAUUUUUGAUUAUAAUAUGAACAGAUGCCAGACAUAUAUUAGGAUUUUUCUCAAGGUAUAAUUGUUUUUUUUUGUUUUUUAAAGUCUAAAAUGUCAAAAAAAAUUAAAUAAAAUAUAUAC
Meloidogyne enterolobii is the source of this 517-nucleotide messenger RNA. The record is from the annotation of a GenBank genome assembly. Lineage: Eukaryota; Metazoa; Nematoda; Chromadorea; Rhabditida; Meloidogynidae.